Anopheles cruzii is the source of this 4333-nucleotide messenger RNA. It is a transcript of the gene Girdin, whose product is annotated as girdin. Lineage: Eukaryota; Metazoa; Arthropoda; Insecta; Diptera; Culicidae. Gene Ontology annotation, cellular component: centrosome; cytoplasm. Gene Ontology annotation, molecular function: dynein light intermediate chain binding; microtubule binding. The record is from RefSeq and is a predicted model, not a curated record. The transcript is spliced from 8 exons. Gene Ontology annotation, biological process: cytoskeleton-dependent intracellular transport; cytoplasmic microtubule organization. The coding region runs from base 14 to 4261 and encodes 1415 amino acids.
AAACGAACAAAAUAUGUCGACCAGCGAAAUCGAAGAGUUUGUAAAUGGAGCACUCGUGUCGUGGAUUGAGUCGUGCUUGCCGCGGCAUGAAAUCAUUGCCGGGUACGUGUCGCUGCUCGACGGCACCAUACUGCACACCGUGUACCUGCAGAUUGAUCCGGAACCACAGAAUCAUCCGGCCAAGAUUCGCAACAUGGACGGGCUGACACCGCUCGCGACGGCCCGGACACGCAACUUUGAUGCGAUCGUCAAGAACCUGCGCAACCUGUACGACGAAGAGCUGGGCCAGACGAUCCUGACGCUGCCGGACUGUUCGAUCCUGGGCCACUCACCCGAGACGCGCGGCGGUCUCGAACAGAUGAAGCUGCUCAUCACGCUACUGCUGGGUGCCGCCGUCCAGUGCCCGAACAAGGAGAUCUUCAUCGCACGCAUCAAAGAGCUGGACGUGAAUACGCAGCACGCGAUCGUCGAAGUGAUCAAGCAGGUCACGGACAGCCAAACACUGGUCCUGACGCCCGAAGCGGUCGAUCAGCUGCCGCCGGAACUGAUGUGCAAGCAUUUGGUGCGGCUCGCCAAGGAACGCGAUCAGUACCACGGCAAGUGGAUGUGUUCGCUCAUCACCGACAGCGAGCAGCAGGCACUGGUCAACAGUUCCAGCUCGAAGAGCAGCCUCCACAAUGCUUCCUCCGCCUCGACCAGCACGGCCAACACACCGUCCACAACGUCGGAAAACAACCACCUGGCGGUGGAACUGGCGGACUACAAGUCGAAGCUGCGGAAGCUACGGCAAGAGUUGGAGGAAAAAGCGGAACUCCUGAUGGAGGUGAAGGAAGAGCUGGACCACAAGUGCAACCAGUACGAAAAGUUGCGCACCGAAAGCCAGGACUGGUACUCGGAAGCACGCCGGGCCGCUGCGUACCGGGACGAGGUGGAUGUACUGCGCGAACGCUCGGAACGGGCCGAUCGGCUCGAGGUUGAGGUGCAAAAGUUGCGCGAGAAACUAUCCGACGCCGAGUUCUACAAAACGCGCGUCGAGGAGCUGAGGGAGGACAAUCGGAUGCUGCUGGAGACAAAAGAAAUGCUCGAGGAGCAGCUGCAGCGAUCGCGGAAGCGCAGCGAUCAGGUGAUGACGCUCGAGGCGGAAAUCAUCAAGUUCAAACAGAUGCUGAACGAUAUGAGUCUGGAGAGGGACGUGGACAAAAGUAAGUUGCAGGACUUGCUGGAGGAGAACGUACAGCUACAGCUGGCCACGAAGAACCUGAUGGCCGGAUCGGAUGCGAACGUGGCGAACCAGACUCAAUCGGACACGGACACGGAAGAUUUUCCGUCGAACGACAACAGUUUGUCGGAGCAGUUAACGACCAAUGCGCAGACGCGUGCGCUCAAGCUGGAGCUGGAAAAUCGUCGACUUCUGGCGGCCCUCGACAGCUUGAAGGAAGCGUCGUUUCACGAAAAUUCGAACAAAAUUCUCGACCUGGAAAAGGACAAAAAGAAGCUCUCGUUGCGGUUGGAACAGACCCAGGACAACUGUAACCGGUUGGUGCAGCAAAAUGGCGAGCUCGAGGUGGUGUUCAAAAACGCACUCGAAGAGAACAAGAAGCUACAGGAUGCGAUCGAUUCGAAGCAGCAGAUGAUCGACCGGCAGACGCACGAUCGGGAGCUCGAUCGGAUCCGACAGAUCGAUCUGGAGAAACAGAUCGAGGCUUUGGCGAAGGACAAACAGCGGGUGCAGAAUCUGUUCGAAAGCAUCCAGCGGCGUACGAUCGAUCUGGAGCGAUCGAUCGACAGCAAGAGCAAGGAAAGUGUGCAACUGAACGAGCGGCUCAGGGAGCUGGAUGACACCCGGAAGGAGCUGUACGAUCUGCGCGGAAAGUGCUCCACCGUCGAGCGGGAAAACGGAAACCUAACCAAGGAGCUGGUCAAGUACAAGGAGGUGCUGGAGAAGUGUGAGCACGACCUGGACACGGCCAGCGGCCAGCUCGAGGCGAAGGAGAAGGACAUCGAGCAGCUCGCGCGCCAGGUACAGGAAGGCUCGAGCGUGCUCUUGAAGCUGCAGGAACUGGAGAAAGAAAACCAAGAGCUGCUGUCGCAGCAAAAGAUGCACAGCGACACGAUAUCGACGCUGCAGAAAGAUCUGUACGAUGGCACGAUGGCGACGAAAAAGGUGAAACAGAACCUGGAGCGGCUCGGGCUGAACGAGAGCGAGCUGGAGCGGAACGACCUGAACGUGGAGGUGUUUGUCGAGAAGCUGUGCAAGAACCCGGAAUCCUUCAAAACGGUGCGCGAGAUUGUGCUCAGCGUCGCGGGCAAAGACCAUCACGGGCCGCUCGCUGGCGGGUUCGGGUCCGGUGGCACCAAGUCAGCCGACAUUUGCGUCCUCUGCCACCGGCAGGAGAUUUUUACGGUGGAAAAGAACAUCGAGUUCUCGAACUGCGACGAAACUGCACCCGUGCCGUCCACCGAAACGUCCGGUCCGUCGGAGGUCGAGCUAAAGCUGGAGCAGUUGAAACAGGAACACUCGUCCGUGUUGCAGGCCCACGAGUCGUUGCAGGAGGAAAACGCCCGCCAAAAGGUGAAGGUUGCCACACUCGGGUCACAGAUUGCGUCCCUGAACACGCAGCAUGUCGCGCUGCAGCUGGCCAACUCACAGCUGGCCGUCGAGAAGGACAUGCUGGUGAAGCAGGUAGAAGCCAAACGGCAGCAGUACGAGUCGCUGCAGCAUGACUACGUCGCGCUGCAGUGUCUGCACGAGCAGCUGAGCAGCGACUACGAUGCGCUGAACAGCGAGAAAGAACUGCUGAAGAACACGAUCCGCGAUCUCAAGACGGAGAACCGCGAUCACCGCGAACGGACGGCAGCGCUGGAGAAAACGAUCGACGAACUGCGCGCCGAGCAGCACUCGAUGAAGGACGGGCUGACGAACCUGAACAAUCUGCGCGCCGAGCACUCCAAGCUGAAGGAUGACUUCCGGUGUCUGUUUACGCAGAGUGAGCGCGUGAAGCAGGACUACAAAAAUUGCCACGAUCAGUACCGGGCGUACCGGACGGAGAACAGUCGCCUGAAGCUGCGCAAUACCGAACUGUCCGGAGAGCUGACGAACAAGAAGGAACAAAUCAGCAACCUCGAGAUCGAGUACACCAAAAUACACCAAAGAUGCGAAAUGUUGUUCAACAUGAACGCCAGCCUGGACAUUGAUCGGCGCACGCUGAUGGAUCACGUUUCGCAGAUUCUGGCCCAAUACCAGGAGCUGCUGACGCACUCGCUCGAGGACAAGCAACACUACCACGACGAGGAGAAGAACUUCACCGACAAGGUGAACAACCUGAACCGCCAGAAGGAAAAGUUGGAGGAGAAAAUUAUGGAACACUACCGUAAACUCGAUAGCUGUUCUCCGAAAAAGAAACCGUUUGGCCUUAAUUUGGUGAAAAAGAUGCGUCGAGCCGGCUCGGAACUGAUGAAUCGCGUUCCGAAUAGGAAUCGUCGCUCGUGGGUUGAAGAGCAACGUCUCACGCAGAGCCAGUGCCUUUCGAUGGGCUCCGAAUCCGGUGGCAACGAGUCGGACAACAGCAUCGAGGAACCGAACUCGGUGGCAUCGGACACCAAUCUUCUGCAGCGCAGUUCGCAGCUGCGCCAAAGCUUGCAACGGAAACCGAACAACGAGGCACUCAAUGCCACCCUGCUUCGCGGUGGAAUCCGCAGCAGUCUGCAGUCCUCCCGGCGGGACGACGUAAAUCCGGCCCAUCGUAACAGCUUCCAAGGGUUCGAUACGGCAACCGAUGCGCUGAACCUCGGCACAGCAGGCACGCGACGGACGGUCUAUCUGGACGAUAAGAUUGUAAAUUCCGGCUCCAGUACACCGACGGCGACGGCGACGACGACGGGCGUUAAUCCAUCGCCACCGCCCUCGAACUCGACCCCCCCACCACUUCCCCCACCGCGGCCAGACAACCAAAAUAGCGCACCAAACAACCAACCGGCCGGUGGCGGUGAACCGACGUUUGUUUUGCUAAAUCGAAUCUCCACCACGACGACGACGUUGAAAACGGAAACGACUUCGAAUGUGGUCCCCAGUGGUCCACAGUCCCAGCAGCAGCAGAUGGAAGGGACCGCUCAUGCGCCCGGUUCCAGUCCGGCGUGUGGGGUCGAGGACAGCAACAAGAAGGAUGGUGCCCCGAACGGUGCGGGAAGCACUGGCGGCAAGAAGAAGGGGGAUCCAAAAAACCGUGACAGUGCGAUCUGGUACGAGUACGGUUGUGUGUGACCGGCCACCGACCCGCUCGGCCAUCGACGGACAGGAACAGUAUUCGCGGAAGCAUUUAUACCGAGCAAUGAU